Molecule: messenger RNA, 1241 nt
Organism: Adineta steineri
Lineage: Eukaryota; Metazoa; Rotifera; Eurotatoria; Adinetida; Adinetidae
Source: the annotation of a GenBank genome assembly
UUAUUCCGCUUGUUAGAAGUAGUCGAGCAGCGACAUCAGACAAGCGAGGAUUUAUUCACAUACCUGUUAAACGAGAUGAUGGAAUAACACUAACGAAUAAUCAUCAUCAUAAUAAUAAUAAUAAUGUUCGUUCAGUACCAGUUACUUUUAUUAAUGAAACAAGUUCAUUAUUAACAAAUAGCAAUGAUCUUGGUGGAGAUACAAGUCCUCCACCUCGUUAUGCCAGUCUUCUGCGACCAACUCCAAAAUAUUUUCAUCGUCGUUCAAGUAAUAAUCAUAAUAUCAAUGAUGAAUCAAUAGAAAAUAUGCCUCGUUUACCGACUGUUUCACGUCGGUUAAAUCUUACAAUACCAGUAAUGACAACAACAACAGCUGAUGAUGACGAUGUUGCAAUGAGACACAAUAAUGUAUCAUCGCUUCCUGUUCGUCCAAUUCCAAUUCGUCUUUCACAAUCAUCAAAUACUGCAUCUAUACCAACAAAUACUUCUCGUCUAUCAAAUACUAUACUUCGUUCAUCAUCCCAAUCAAAUAAUAGUUUACUACGUCAAAAAAGUGAUUUAAUAAAUACAUCAUCAUCAGAUUUAACACAUUUACCACCAAAUACACCACCUACACGUCGAGCUGAAGCUAUGGCACGUGAAGCUAUUCAAGGUAUUGCUCGAUUUCAACAACAACAACAACAACAACGACGUGGAUCAUUAUUAUCCGAAAAUGGUAGUGAGCUAUCAGGUCGAUCACCUGUAUUAUCUCGUCGUGUUAUUAUCAACUUAAAAAAUAAUCAAUCUGUUUCACUUGAUAGUCGUAUAUCAUCUGCAAAUUCAUUAUCAGCGAAACCACCUGUGGUUCCAUCCCCUUCUCGUAUAACACAACGAAAUAAUGUUUAUCAUAUACCUGUUUUACAUGAAAUUCAAGUACCUCCACAUCCAGCAACAAUUGCUGCUGAAAGUUUUCUUCAUUUUCCACGAUCUCCUUCAACUAGUAAUCUGAAUACUAAUAGUUAUAAAAAUGAAUUUCGUAUGGAAAUUCCAGUUACAGUUAUUACUAAUUCUGAUCAGGAGAAUUAUAUGCAAGGAAAUUACCGUAGGUCAUCAGAUGGACUCAUGGAUUAUGAUCCAAAUAUAACGAUCAUGUCUGAACGUACUCCAUCUGCUAGUUCAACUCAAACACUUAAAUCAAUUUUAAAAAGAUCCGCAUCAAGAGACUCUGUUUUAAGAAAAAAUGUUAGUUUUAUGAAUGCCUAA